Molecule: messenger RNA, 2357 nt
Organism: Cataglyphis hispanica
Lineage: Eukaryota; Metazoa; Arthropoda; Insecta; Hymenoptera; Formicidae
Exons: 6
Coding region: 166-744 (192 amino acids)
Biological process (GO): response to oxidative stress
Molecular function (GO): glutathione peroxidase activity
Source: RefSeq, a predicted model, not a curated record
GCUAAAGGCCGCAUCGCAUCAUCGCGAUAUCGGAGUCGCGAUGACUAGUCAGUACGAGACGGCAGCUCCCAGGAUUUAGACGCAUUAUUUCUCCUGCAUUCUUUUGGCGUGUAAUCGCGUAUUUUCUAACGUUUCAGGAGCGGGACCGAUAUCGACAUACCGGAAAUGAGCAUUAUAAAAUUCAUACUACCCACCGGACUUACACACUUAGUCCGAAAUUUCGCAGUUGCAGCAGCGAUGAGCGGAAACAAGGAUUACAAUUCGGCCACAUCGAUUUACGAUUUCACAGCCAAUAAUAUCAAGGGAGAAGAGGUUCCUUUAUCCAAAUAUCGAGGUCACGUAUGCUUGAUCGUAAAUGUCGCUUCGAAAUGCGGUCUUACACCUGCAAAUUACAAGGAGCUCAAUGAAUUGUACGACGAGUAUGCCGAAUCGAAAGGCCUACGAAUUCUAGCAUUUCCCUGUAAUCAAUUUAACGGGCAAGAACCAGGAAAUAGCGAGGAUAUUUGCAGUUUCGCCGAUCGCCAGAAAGUAAAAUUCGAUUUGUUCGAAAAAAUCGAUGUAAACGGAGAUAAAACGCAUCCACUCUGGGCAUAUCUGAAAAAAGAGCAGGGUGGCUGGCUUGGCAGUUUCAUAAAAUGGAAUUUCACCAAGUUUAUCGUCGACAAAGAGGGCAAGGUUGUCGAACGACACGGCCCUAAUGUGAAUCCGAGUAAGCUGAAGGGUUCUCUCGAAAAAUAUUUCUGAGAAGGGAGAGAAGAAUCAUCUUUUUUUAUAUAAUUUUUUAAAAUUAAUAUUCUUUAUCGUUUAUAUACAGAAUAUGAAAUUCGUAAUAUAUAGAUUCUGCGAUGCAAACUUAUAUAAUAUGAAAAUCUAUUUCUUAUUUCUUUACAAUACACACACACACACACACACACACACACAUAUAUAUAUAUAUAUAUAUAAUAAAAUCUUUUGGAAUUCUUUAAGUUGUAUUAUAUAAUAUAAAUGUACGAGUUGUCUAAGUAACUGAAAAUUAAUAUUUUAUAUUUACACAUUUCGUCUCACAUCCAUGCAUUUUAUUUAAAAUAAACGUGAACAUUAUUAUAUAUUCAUUUUUAUUAUAAAAACUAUUUAUAUUAUUCAUAUUAAUUUCUCGCUUCUAGUUUUACUUUUUACAACACUUAACAUCAAUAAUUAUAUUAAUUUGUAUCUAUCUUGUAUAACACUUGAAGUUAUUUUGCGAUAUAUCAUAGAAGAAGAAUAAAAAUAUGUUUAUUCACAUGGACAUAGAUUUGUCCAAGAUGUCAUACCCGAUCUUUAAAAAAUUAUAAAUCACGUUUCGAAAAAGAUUACAGAAAUAUAAUAUAAUAUGUUAUAUAUUUUGUAAAAAUCUAGCGUAGAAAGAAAGCAUAGUUUUCUUAUUUCAAUAUUAAUUAUGCUUUAUUUCCUUUAGUAGAAAGCAAAGUCGCUAGUUUACAUUCGUAUUAUUUACAAUUUUAAAGCUUGUUUAUAUUAUCGUUAAAACAUGAAAAUCUUUCGAGUACCGUAAAAAAAUAUUUAACAUAUAAUCGGCUUUCGGCUUUGUCCUUUAUGCUAUAGUAUAUAGUUAUAUUGAACUUCAUAUAAUCAACUUUUAUAUGCAUUUUCGGUAUCAAAAUAACUCCAACUUGCAUAUUAAUUAUAAAAUGAUAAUAAAUAAGCAAUUGUAUAAUCAAUUUAUCACACAUAGAAUUUUUAAAAUAUCCUGUUAAAUUCUACUCUCUUGUUUGCGUGAAACAAUAUACACAAAGAUUUAAUCAUAUUUUAUAUAUUUAUAUUAUAUUUUACUAUCUUAAAAAUUAAAUUAUAUAUCGAAUCAAAGUUGUGAAAAUUUAAUUGUAUAAUUGUGUGCGUAACCAAAGGUGAAAUUAGUAACUAUUCGAUUAGAAUUCGAUUAAAAUACACGCUUGAGAGAGACGUAGAAUUAUUACCAAUUAAUUCGGAAACUUCAAGUUGACGCUUCCUCCAGCGGAAGUAACCGUUGUAUUUGUUCAACUUCCACAAUAGGGAAUAUGACAUAUGAAUGUAAUUUCACUUCUAUAACACGCCCACUCUGUUUCUUUGUGAUAAUUAGUACGGUGACGCGGCCACUUUCUCGCGGCGUUUUAUGUUUAUUCCGCGACCUUGUCUGUUUACGGUGUCUCUAAAGCGACACUACACUUUUAGCUUAAUUGUACCUUUUUAAGCACUCUCUCCGCGAGUUGUUCUCGCGCAGCGGUCAUUAAAGCGUAGGACAAUUUAUCAUUAGGUAAAUAAAGAUUGUCUUAAAAAAGACAAACGCGCGGACAUCACAUUUAUCAAUGUAAAUAUAUCUCUCUCGAUGUAUUUCAAUUUCGAAA